Molecule: messenger RNA, 2030 nt
Organism: Nilaparvata lugens (brown planthopper)
Lineage: Eukaryota; Metazoa; Arthropoda; Insecta; Hemiptera; Delphacidae
Product: cytochrome P450 6B1
Exons: 8
Coding region: 367-1965 (532 amino acids)
Molecular function (GO): oxidoreductase activity, acting on paired donors, with incorporation or reduction of molecular oxygen; iron ion binding; heme binding
Source: RefSeq, a predicted model, not a curated record
UUCUCAUUGCUUAGAUCUGUAUCUUAAAGUAUACCUACAUUAUUAUUUCAUGUUUGGUAAUCAUGUUGAACUAACAUGUAGGUACUAAACAUAUAUGUUGAGGAAACAUUAUAUAAAUCACUUCAGACCGCAGUUGUCAUUUAAUUCAUAUUCCAUGUAGGCCCAACCACUUGAAAGUUUGCUCGAUGAUAAUUGCUUUUAUGUGUAAAACAUUUCAUGAUACUUUCAAUUUUCUAAUCCAUUACCUUGUGUAUCAUCUGUAGAUCCGAUUAAUCGUUCAUUUCUUAUUUAGAAGUGAGACCUUUCAUAUCAACAGGUCUUAUACCACUAUAUCUUUAACUACUUGAAGUUAUUUUAAAUUCAACAAUGGUGAUCAUCACGUUUGUAUUAUGUGCAACUAUUUGCUGCAUAUGCAAGUAUUUGUAUGACCAACUGCGCUACUGGCACAACAGAGGCUUUCCCUGUGUAUCAACCAAGUUCAACCUCCGACAGAUGAAAUGCUUCCUGCUACGCAACAAACCUCAGGAAAUUCUGCUGAAAGAAACUUAUGAUGAACUUGAAGGCCAUAAGUUCGGAGGAUAUGUGUCAUUGUUCACACCUUACCUAUUACUGCGUGAUCCUGAAAUUAUUAAUAAUGUCCUGGUACGAGAUUUUGGCUACUUCGAAGAUAGGUUCCUUGAUAUAGAGGACAAAAAUGAUACAUUUUUUGAGAAUGUGUUUGCAAUGAGAGGCCAGCAUUGGCGGUAUGUGAGGCACAAGCUCACGCCUCUUUUCUCAUCCAACAAAGUGAGGCUGAUGGUAGAUCAGGUAGUGAAUUGUUGUAAUUACGCGAUUGGCCGCGUGGAGCGUGACAGUGGGAGCCCGACAGACGUGGAGAACCUGAUGGCCAGCUAUUGCUUCAGCGUGGUUGGUUCUACCGUCUUCGGCCUUGACUUUGAUUCCGGUGAGGGAGGCGAUGCCAAAAAAAUAUUCCUCCAAAUGAUUGACAGCUUCUUCAAACCGAAAUUCCUUAUACUAAUGACCUAUGUGCUGAGGAUGGGCUUCCCAAGGCUUCAAUGCUACUUGAGAAAGUUUCUGCGACUGGAACUCGGCACACCUGAGACGUGCAUGCGAAUUCUGGCCGACUCGAUCAAGAUGCGAGAGCGCACCGGUUAUCGGCGAAAUGACUUUCUGCAGCUGAUGAUUGAUCUCAAACAUGAGGAGGAAACAAAUGAGAGUCAUCCAGGUGUGUCUAAGAGGAAAAUCAGCGAGGAGGACAAGGCCUAUUCAUCCAAGGAGAUAUUCGGAGGUGCUGAUCCUCCUGCACAGAAUUUCCCUGAAAAAAUUUUCACGGACGUCAGCAUUUUUGCAAACUCUUUCCUUUUCCUUUCAAUUGGAACAAAUUCGACAUCUUGUGUGUUGAGUUUCAUGUUGUAUGAAAUUUCCAUUAACACUGACAUACAAGACAGGCUGCGAAAGGAGAUUGACUCAGUGCUGGCCGGAGAGAAUAUCACUUUCGAAUGUUUGAAGCAGUUGACCUAUAUGGACAAAGUUAUUGCAGAGGCGAUGCGACUACAUAUACCUACUGGAACUUUGGUGCGCAAUUGUAAGCACGACUACAAAAUUCCUGGCACCGAUAAAAUUGUGAAAAGAGGAGAAACGGUUGUGGUGAUGACCAGCGCUAUGCAUCAUGAUGAACAAUACUUCCAAAAUCCGGAGAAAUUUGACCCUGAAAGAUUUUCGGAUAUAAGAGGCAUUUCAAAAGGAGUGUACUUACCUUUCGGUUGUGGUCCAAGAAUGUGUUUUGCAAUCCCAUUCGUGAUGAUGCAGAUAAAAAUUACCAUUUGCAAAAUUUUGUCGACCUACAAAUUGAAAUUGAACAGCAGAACACGACAGCCGCUGAAGAUUUCAACACGAGACCUGAUGACUCAUUCUGAAGGCGGAAUUUGGAUAGAUUUUCAACGCAGAGAUUCAGAUUUAAUAUAGGAUAGUUACUUGUUCACUAUAUACUAAACUUAUGUGCAUUACAGUACAAUAAAAUUUAUCAUAUC